Molecule: messenger RNA, 851 nt
Organism: Manis pentadactyla (Chinese pangolin)
Lineage: Eukaryota; Metazoa; Chordata; Mammalia; Pholidota; Manidae
Gene: CABP7
Product: calcium binding protein 7
Exons: 5
Coding region: 204-851 (215 amino acids)
Molecular function (GO): calcium ion binding
Source: RefSeq, a predicted model, not a curated record
CCGGGGCGGCAUGGCCCGGUGGCCCGGGACGUGGGGGCGCUAGGCCCCCGGAGGGGCGCCCCCCGCCUCACCGCUGCUGCCGCCGCCGGGCCGCCCUCCGCAGUCGCGCGCCCCGCCCGCUCCAGCCGCCCCCGGGGCCACCACCGGCCCAUGAGCCCCGACCUCAAAGUUUGCGGCGGGCGGGCGGGCGCGGAGCCUCCAAGAUGCCGUUCCACCCGGUGACGGCGGCGUUGAUGUACCGGGGCAUCUACACCGUGCCCAACCUGCUGUCGGAGCAGCGCCCGGUGGACAUCCCCGAGGACGAGCUGGAGGAGAUCCGUGAGGCCUUCAAAGUCUUUGACCGUGAUGGCAAUGGCUUCAUCUCCAAGCAGGAGCUGGGCACGGCCAUGCGCUCCUUGGGCUACAUGCCCAACGAGGUGGAGCUGGAGGUUAUCAUCCAGCGGCUGGACAUGGACGGUGAUGGCCAAGUGGACUUUGAGGAGUUUGUGACCCUCCUGGGACCCAAGCUUUCCACUUCAGGAAUUCCAGAGAAGUUCCACGGCACUGACUUUGACACCGUCUUCUGGAAGUGUGACAUGCAGAAGCUGACUGUGGACGAGCUGAAACGGUUGCUCUACGACACCUUCUGCGAACACCUGUCCAUGAAGGACAUUGAAAACAUCAUCAUGACGGAAGAGGAGAGCCACCUGGGCACGGCCGAGGAGUGCCCUGUGGACGUGGAGACUUGCUCCAACCAGCAGAUUCGCCAGACAUGUGUGCGCAAGAGUCUGAUCUGCGCCUUCGCCAUCGCCUUCAUCAUUAGCGUCAUGCUCAUCGCGGCCAACCAGGUGCUGCGCAGCGGCAUGAAAUAG